Penicillium nucicola is the source of this 1332-nucleotide messenger RNA. RefSeq lists its product as uncharacterized. The transcript is spliced from 3 exons. Lineage: Eukaryota; Fungi; Ascomycota; Eurotiomycetes; Eurotiales; Aspergillaceae. The record is from RefSeq and is a predicted model, not a curated record. The coding region runs from base 1 to 1332 and encodes 443 amino acids.
AUGUCCGAUUUCUUAGUCACUGAGGCUAUACCAGAGGCCAACGAUCCGGUCAGACGGGCGUUGAUCCGACGACUCGCAUGGGUCACAGAGAAAGACCAUGUUCGGUCAACUACUUACGCGCUCCUGUGGCUUGCAGAUCUCUCGCAACUUGAGGGGUUGAUCAACGCAGCAUCAUCAAGCCUUUUUGAGGUCCAAGAGAUCUUGAGUACAUACAAAGGAAUACUACUUCGAGAUCGUAUCCAAGAUUGGGCAACAGCUCCUUGCCCUUGGAACAAAGGAAAAACCGAAGAUGAACUGUUCAAGCUGGGUUGGUGGAAACCUCCGGGAUGGCGUCUUUCUUGCCCUGAGCCGCCUACUCCCCAUGGACUUACCCGAACCAAUUACAUUGCUUGUGGGCCAGCGGAGCGAAGAGCUCCUCAUGUGGGUGGUCUACCAGCUGAAGUCAUCCUCAAGAGAACUAUCGAAUACAAUUGUCUUGACAGAGACGGAGAGCAGUGUAUCCUGACAAAAUGCAGCGAGCCAAUUGAGCUUGCAUGCAUCUAUGCAGGAUCUCUGGGAGAAGGAAAGGCCCCUGGAAAUAGCCACGAAGACGAACCCGAAGUCGGGAGUCAAUUUGAGUUCUACACUUACUGCUGGAGAUGGAUCGGUAUUUUCUGGAACCACGAAAGGGUCUCGGGGUGGCAGGACGCUGUCGAUCACCAGAGUUCUUUUUGUACGCCCUGUGAAAGCAUGAUAACCCUUUCUUCCAAUGCGCACGCACUGUGGCGGAUGGCUCGAUUCGCCUUGAAGCCCAUCGCAAUAUCUGAAGACAGAAUGACAAUGACGCUGCAAUUCUUCUGGCUUCCGGUAGUCUGCAAGCCACGACUUAAAUUGAUAGAUCCUCCGGUCUUUCCAUCAGUUCUCUACGGUGCUCAGAGUCGCUCAAGAUUGUGGAACUAUGAAACAAACAUGGAGAUUCGCUCGAGAGACAUUAUCACCAUCACUACCAAGAAUCCAGAAGAAAAUCCAUUGCCUUCCAUGGAACUUGUGGAGUUGCAAUGGUUUUUGACUCGGGUUUUGGCUCUAAGUGGUGCAGCUGAAUUCCCAAUGGACGAUGAUAGUAAUUCUUCCUUAUCUGAAUCCGAAGACGGACAGCCGCAGGAAUCAAAUGAAGAAAAUGAGGAGGAACCGGAGAUAGAUCAGGGCACACCGUCCGAUGUGGUUCGCGCUAGAAUUGAAGAAGACCCGAUCUGGACGAUGCCGGGCGAGCCAGACUGGACGUCGUCUGAACAUGAGACCCUCUCGCCAUCCUCGGAAGAGGAAAGAGGAAGGAAGAGAGUCCGACAUUCAUGA